Messenger RNA from Entrophospora sp. SA101, 3366 nucleotides. The record is from the annotation of a GenBank genome assembly. NCBI's taxonomy places the organism in Eukaryota, Fungi, Glomeromycota, Glomeromycetes, Entrophosporales, Entrophosporaceae.
AUGAACAAUGAUAUUGAAAUUGAAGAAUUCGACAAAACAAACUUUGUCAAUUCAAUAUUACAAUUUAUAAAGAAUUCAAGCGAAGGCAUCCAAAAUGAAGCAUUAAAUGAUAAUGAUGAUAACGAUCAAAUUGAUGAAGACACAACUUCUAAAAAACCACUAUCACAUGAAGAAAUUCUUCAAGAAAUAGAAGAGCAAUAUUUAAUAUCAAAAACCUCUUUUCCAACUUCAUGGUUAUGCAAGUUUCAACAACAGUCUUUUGAUUGUGAUUCUUCUGGCUUAUUAUCACUUGCCCCAUUAGAACCAUCAAAACCUCGAAUAAAUCUUGAAAUCUUACGAGAUGGUCCUGAUGGAUUAGUAACUGGUUAUAAAGAACUUGCAUUAUCUAAUUCUGGUUUAACUUCGAAAAAUUCGACAUCAUUAUUACGUGAACCAGGCAAAUUAGAUGAUUUUGUAAAAGGAAAUUCAAACCAAAUACCUUUUGCUCCAGGUGGAUUUGAAGAAGUUUUGAUGGAUAAAGUUGAUAAUAUUGUUGAUAAUUUUUUCAACGUUUUGAAAUUUGAAGAUGAUGAAAUUCAGACAAUAAUUCCUGGAUUUAAACGUGGAUUACUGUUUGAUGAUGAUGAUGAAACCAAAUGGGUGCCUUACAAAAAAUUAAUUGGUCUAAAUAUUACUGACUUAAUUACUCAUGAUGAUGAUGAACUAUCUGGAUUCGGGUAUUACUCUGGAUUCGAAGAUGGAGAUCACUCUAAAAUCAGAGAUUACCAUGAUUCACAAUCAUCAAAAGAGAUUAUUAAAGCAAGUAAAUAUAUUACUAACGACUCAAAGAAACGUGAAUGGGCACAUGUUGUUAAUUUAGAUGAUGAGUUACUUAAUUUUAAAGAAUUGAUACCAGAGUUGGCAUAUAAAUAUGAAUUUGAAUUGGAUCCUUUUCAAAAACAAGCGGUAUAUCAUUUAGAAAGUGGCAAUUCUGUGUUUGUUGCAGCUCAUACAUCUGCAGGAAAAACUGCUGUGGCAGAAGGAUCCGAUUUAAUUAGGGAUGUUGAAUUUGUAAUUUUUGAUGAAGUUCAUUAUGUUAAUGAUUCAGAAAGAGGAGUAGUUUGGGAAGAGGUUAUAAUUAUGUUACCUGGUCAUGUGAAAUUUGUUCUUUUAUCAGCAACUGUUCCCAACACAAAAGAAUUUGCUGACUGGAUUGGACGAACAAAGAAAAAGGAUAUAUAUGUUAUUAGCACACUAAAACGACCAGUUCCACUUGAACAUUUUCUAUAUGCAAAAAAACAAAUUUAUAAAAUAGUUAAUGCUGAUCGAAGAUUUCUUAAAGAAGGAUAUAAAUUAGCAAAUGAAGCAUUAACCAAAAAAGAUAAAGAGGUAAAAACAAAAGUAAGCACUCGUGGAGGUCAUGGAUCAUCAUCUCGCGGUGGAAAAGGAAAAACUGAUAAAGAGUUACCACAAAUUUUAAGAAUGAGAGAUUUAUUAAGUAGAGGAAUUGCUGUGCAUCAUGGUGGUUUAUUGCCAGUUAUCAAAGAGAUGGUAGAAAUUUUAUUUUCAAAAGGACUUGUCAAGGUUUUAUUUGCGACAGAAACUUUUGCUAUGGGUGUAAACAUGCCAACAAAGACCGUUGUAUUCUCUGGAAUAAGAAAACAUGAUGGAAAAGAAUUUAGACAAUUGAUUCCUGGUGAAUAUAUUCAAAUGUCCGGCCGUGCUGGCCGUCGUUCAUUCGACAAAACAGGUACUGUGAUUAUAGUACCGUCAGGAAAUGAAUUUCCUAGUGAAUCUCAACUUAAUGCAAUGAUUUUAGGAACACCAACUAAAUUAAAAUCCCAAUUUCGUCUUACAUACAACAUGAUUCUCAAUUUAUUAAGAGUUGAAUCAUUUGAAGUUGAAGAUAUGAUUAAACGUAGUUUUUCGGAAAAUACGAGUCAAAAAACAUUACCAGAUAAAGAGCGAGAAUUUGCAGAAAGAGAAAAGAUUCUCAAGGCCACAAAAACACUCGAAUGUACAAUAUGCAAUCAUGAUAUAAAAGAAUUUUAUAAUAUUUCAGCCAAUAUUCUUGAUUUGAAUCGAAAAAUCAUUACAAAACUGGCAGAUACAAAAGCAUUAAGUCAAGGGAGAAUCAUUGUUGUUAAUAAUAUUGCUUAUGGAAAUGUAUUUGCUGUUAUAUUAAACCCUUCCUUUGAAGUUUUAAUGUUUUUGGAUAAAUCCAGUAAAGAUACUAUUAAUUCAAAAAAAUCAACAAUAAUUCCUAUAACCAAUAUAACAAUUCCUGAUCAGAGUUCUUAUACAUAUGCUCGUCAAUUCAUUUCAAUUACCAAUAUUGUAACUGUCACAAAAUUCACAUUUAAAUUCGAUGACCUAACUGAUGUGACUAAAUUAGCUCAACAAUUACUUUGUCACGCGUUAGAUAUGAAAAAAAAUGAUUGGUCAAAAAUCAGGAUGUUUGAAUUUCGAUUGAACUUAGAUGAGAAAGCUCAGCUUAUGAAUAAAAUAGAUUCAUUCCAAUGUAUAAAAUGCCCGGAAUUAAAUGAACAUUAUGGUCUUAUACAUGAAAUAAUGUCAUUAGGAAAGAAACUCGAUGAAUUGCUUCAUACAAUAACUGGUGAAAAUUUGGAAUUAAUGCCAGAGUAUGAACAAAGAAUAGAAGUUCUUAAAUCUUUAAAAUAUAUUGAUGAAAAAACUUCAGUGGUUCAAUUGAGAGGUCAAAUUGCUUGUAAGAUUGUUAAAAAAGCAGACAAUGAAUCUGAAUAUGACCCAGCUGAAAUCGUUGCAUUAUUAUCAUCAAGAAAAAAUGCUAGUGAACUGACUUUAACUCCAAACUUAGAAAAAGGUGUUGCAGAAAUAAAAAAAGUUGCGAAGUAUGUUGGAGAGGUUCAAAGAAACAAAGAAGUUGAUAUUCAAGUAGGUGAUUAUGUUGAAACAAUUAAGUUUGGAUUAGUUCAAGUAGUAUAUGAAUUGGCAAGAGGAAUGUUAAUGGGAAAUAUAGAAUUAUGUGCUAAAAUGGAUAAAGCUCGAAGUUUGAUAAAACGUGAUAUUGUAUUUGCAACUAGCUUGUUUUUCAUAAGAUGGAAAAAUAAUUCAAGCACAAUAAUAGAAUUUAAUUCUCUUUUAGCAGAACUUUACCCAUCAGGAUAUACUUUCAAAGAACAUGAACUUAGAGCAUGGAGAGCAAUGCUUAAAGCAGCUGGUUGCCAUAAUGUAACUCCAUUUGAAGAUGAUGAAUCUAAGUAUCAAUUUUGGAGUUGUUCACUAAAUACAUUACAAGAUCAACAAAUACUUUCUCAGUUGUAUUCUCUGGGGUUUCUGUCACCAACACCAAUACAUAAAAAAACUCCAAUAGAUGAAGAGCAUAUAAGCAAAAGUUUUUGGUAA